AUGAGAUGCUGGACUGAAAUGGGGAGAAAUCUGAAACAAAUCUCGAGAAAAGAGUUCAGUAGAAGAAUCAAUAGUGGAAAAGAAGCAAGAAGGUUUAAUAAAAGAAAAUAUACUUCAAGUUCGCGGAACAACGAUGAUCGUACCCUUCUUGGAUUUGCUCGUGGUAAAACAUCGGAACAAAAUGAAACGAGUUUUGAUGGAGAAAACUCAGUCAUCUCUUCUAAUAUCGACAUGACAGAAACGACGAUUCGAACACCUACUGAAAUAGUCGAUUCGGAUGAUACGAUGAUAGAUUCAGCUUGUGAUGAAACGGAGAAACAGACGAUUACUCCUCGCUCCUCCGAAUGCGUGCAACUUCUUCGACAUCUCCAUGCGGCUCGAUCCUCGCAGAAAUCGUUCGAUGAAUCAAGGAGAAGAUUUCACUCGUGGAAACGGAACUGGAGGAGAGUCGAUCUACUAAGGGAUGUUGUCAAAUACGGAACUCAAGACGAACCGGCGGAUCGGGAACUCUUAGCAGCCUUGGCUCAUACAAGAUGGCUGAUGCUGUCCGUGGAAUCUGGCAAUCCACACCCAGAGAGUCUCGUUGACCUUCAUGAGCAAUUCGGAAGAGCCAACAUCUGCCGUGCCGCACUCGCUAGCUACGAUGGAAUGUACUUCCUUUUCAAGUGGAAUCAGAAAGAACAGAAAGGCUGA
Caenorhabditis remanei is the source of this 693-nucleotide messenger RNA. RefSeq lists its product as uncharacterized. The record is from RefSeq and is a predicted model, not a curated record. The transcript has 5 exons. NCBI's taxonomy places the organism in Eukaryota, Metazoa, Nematoda, Chromadorea, Rhabditida, Rhabditidae. The coding region runs from base 1 to 693 and encodes 230 amino acids.